AUGGGGCGCCUCCUGAGCCUGACCGCCGCGCGCCUCGCGCCCACGCUCGCCGGUGCCGCGCCCGGCGGCGCGCUGUUCGACGUGGCGUGCUGGGGCUACUGGAACGGCAGCCUCGCCGCCAACGCCUCCAUCGGCGCAGACCCAUCUUACGAGUUGACAGGCGGCGCCUCCAUGUCUGCGGGCGGCACGCGCAUCGCCGCCGUGCCGCCGUCGCCGUCCGCCGUCGCGGCCGUCGGCGUGCCGUCGCUGCUGACGCAGUGGCAGGCGCGCGGCGCGGAGGCGGCCGCGGCUGCGUUGGCGGCGCGCGGGGGCGGCGUAGACUGGGGGGAGCCGGGGCGGGGCGCGUACGCGGUCGCGCCCGACGCGGCGUACGGCGGGGGCGACGCGGGGCUGCUGCGGCUGCUGGUGCUUGAGUGGCGCGGCGUGCAGGGCGGCACGGCGCUGUGGGUCGCGGACGAGCGCGGGCCCUGGGAGUUGGAGCCGGGCACGCUGUGGGUGCCGCCUGUCGGCGCGAGUGUUGGCACCUAA
This is a messenger RNA of Monoraphidium neglectum, 528 nucleotides long. RefSeq lists its product as hypothetical. The coding region runs from base 1 to 528 and encodes 175 amino acids. The record is from RefSeq and is a predicted model, not a curated record. The transcript has 2 exons. Lineage: Eukaryota; Viridiplantae; Chlorophyta; Chlorophyceae; Sphaeropleales; Selenastraceae.